This is a messenger RNA of Ostrea edulis (European flat oyster), 1578 nucleotides long. RefSeq lists its product as uncharacterized. Gene Ontology annotation, biological process: proteolysis. Gene Ontology annotation, molecular function: nucleic acid binding; zinc ion binding; aspartic-type endopeptidase activity. The record is from RefSeq and is a predicted model, not a curated record. The transcript has a single exon. Lineage: Eukaryota; Metazoa; Mollusca; Bivalvia; Ostreida; Ostreidae. The coding region runs from base 1 to 1578 and encodes 525 amino acids.
AUGGGCUUGCAUGAAUAUGAACCGGGUGUUACAUACAGAAGACAACGCUCACCAAGCAACUUAUGUACAACAGACUCAAAUAGAAUAAAUCGUCAAGUAACGGAUUCGAGAAGACCACAUGAUUAUAUAAAGCCAGCAACAUUUGAUGGUACGGGUUCUUGGGUGGACUACAAGUCCCAUUUUGAGGCCUGUAGUUCUUUGAAUCAGUGGACAGAUAGCGAGAAAGGUUUAUAUCUAAGUGUGUCUCUCAGAGGACAGGCUAUGAGUGUUUUAGGUAACUUACCAAAGCAAUUGACCAGGAGUUACGAGGAAAUAGUAGUGGCUCUGGAAGACCGUUUUGCUCCGGCAAAUCAGACAGAAUUGUAUAGGGUACAACUUAGAGAACGCAGACAAAAAGCCACUGAAUCACUUCCAGAGUUGGGUCAAUCUAUACGGAGAUUGACUCAUUUGGCCUAUCCUACGGCUCCAAAUGACGUUAGAGAAACACUAGCUAAGGAACAGUUCAUAGAUGCCCGCAUUGAUAUGGACAUGAGGCUUAGAAUAAAACAAGCUAGACCACGCAGUCUCAACGACGCUACAAGACAUGCAGUUGAAUUAGAGGCUUUUGUGCGGUCAGAUAAACAGCGCAUGGAGAGCCAAACACAUCUGCGACAUAUGGUGUCUGACGAACCUGUCCAGCAAAACAAAACAUCGGUUAAAAGAGAGGAUGAGUUGUUUCGGAUGAUAUCAAACAUGCAGAAAACGAUUGACGAAUUACGCUCAAAAGUAAAGGAUUUGAAAGUGAACUAUGUGCACCCCAGUAAUAAUUCAGCCAGAGACGACAGAAGAGGGCAACAUAAACUUAUGAACAAAACAUUUAAAUGCUAUAAGUGUGGUACUGAGGGACAUUUAAGCAGAAAUUGUCCCCGCAAUCAUAAGAGGAGAAACAACACAAAAGGUCCACAAGUAUCAAACUCUCCUCAAACGAGUGGUGUAGGUUCAAAACCACCAGGAUCCAUUGGGGUUAACAAGCACCCUAAUGAGGCUGGAAUGUUUGUGGAAGCGCAUGUCUCAGAUAUAAAAUCAAAACUUCUGGUAGAUACUGGUGCUACUGUCACAGUGUUAUCUAAAGCAGUGUUUGAUACUUUGCAAGGCAUUACAAUCAAUGAGACUACAGACGUGGUUCAGGAUAUAUUGUCUGCGGGUGGGACACCUUUGAAGACGUAUGGCAAAAUAACAAUUACAGUUAGUAUUGGAAAUUUAAGUUUCCACCAACCUAUGGUAAUAGCUGACAUAACAGCUGACGGUAGUUUAGGUUUAGACUUUUUACAUGGCAAUGAAUGCAUUGUGGAUGUGAAGCGCAAAAUUUUGAGAUGCAAUCAGGGUGAAUUCCCGUUUGUUUUUAACAGCAUGUUUGGCUGUUACAGAAUUGUUGCUUCUGAAUCAUUUUGCUUGCCUCCAAGAAGUAAAGUAGUGACUUCUUGUGAUGUGAUUAUCCCCCCUGGAGAACAUUUCACUCCUGGGAUAAGUCUUGUAGAACCCUCUGAUAGUUUUAUCAAGUCAGCGAGGACGUGUCGGAAGAACGUUGGUACAGAAUAA